Messenger RNA from Tarenaya hassleriana, 816 nucleotides. Its product is annotated as pollen-specific protein-like At4g18596. The record is from RefSeq and is a predicted model, not a curated record. The transcript is spliced from 2 exons. The coding region runs from base 116 to 634 and encodes 172 amino acids. NCBI's taxonomy places the organism in Eukaryota, Viridiplantae, Streptophyta, Magnoliopsida, Brassicales, Cleomaceae.
GCUCGUUAGAGGAGCUGUCCUCUUCUCAGAAAUAUCUCUAUACAAGGGAGGGCAUUAUAUAUACAUCGAAAAAGGAAGAGAAGAGGCCACAGCCCCUAAAAUAAAGGUAGAGAAAAUGGCAAGCAAGGGGAUGGUGUUGUUAAUGGCGUCGGCCAUAUGCGUGUCGUAUGUGGUUGGCUUUGCCGCCGCUGACGCCGACGAUUUGGAUCGUUUCCAGAUUCAGGGAUCCGUCUACUGUGACACCUGCCGUGUCCAGUUCAUCACCCGUCUCAGCAAGUUCCUCCAAGGGGCGAAAGUGAGAUUGGAGUGCAAGAACAGGGUGACCGGAGCCCUGACGGUGUCAAAAGAGGCCGUGACGGACGACACGGGAAGCUUCCUGAUGCAAGUGACGGGAGACCACGAAGAAGAGGUCUGCGAGAUCAUGCUCGUGGAAUCUCCGGACCAAGAGUGCAGCGAUGUGAGCAAAGACGCAUACCUCCGUAACGCCGCUAAGGUGAGUCUAACGGCGAAUGACGGAAUCGUCUCCAACGAGACUCGUAUCGUCAACCCUCUCGGCUUCAUGGUCAAGACGCCGUCGGCUGACUGCCCCGCCGCCUUCCAGGAGCUCGGAAUCACACCCGACGUUAUCUUCUGAAACGACCACGUUUUAUCCGUUUGACGAUUAUUCAAACAACAUUCGACACGAUGCUAAUUUGACGUAAUUUCUAAUUUUCAUUUUUGUAACAUUUUCCAAAAUUCUUGUGGUACUUUUGCUUGAACACCCUAGUGAAUACUUUCCUGAAGAGAGAAAAAAAAGUGAUUGGAUUGCCACGAGGA